AUGGAUGAGAAACCUUUGUUUAUUCAAGUAACUGAUGUCUUUCCCAUCCUGGAAGCCUUUGGGAAUGCCAAAACUGUCCUGAACAAUAACUCCAGCAGGUUUGGGAAACUCCUAUGGAUCCAUAUCCUUCAAGGCCAGGUUGUUGGAACCUCCAUCUCCCACUAUCUGCUGGAAAGGUCAAGGCUUGUCUUUCAGGCACGUAAUGAGCGUAAUUACCAUGUGUUUUAUGAGCUACUGGCAGGCCUGGAUGACAUACAGAAACAAGAACUGAGUCUACAGCAAUCAGAAACAUACUUCUACCUCAAUCAGGGUGGAGCAUGUGAGAUCACUAGCAAACAGGAGCACGAGGACUUCCUACGUUUGCUGCAUUCUCUAGGAAGAAUUGGGCUGUUGGAGGAUCAACUGAAAACAACGUGGUCCAUCUUGUCCUCCAUCUUGCAGCUGGGCAAUGUUUGUUUCACAUCCUAUGAGGAUGGAUCCCAGGAGCUCGCUGUCAUUGUUAGUUACACCGAGAUACGAAUUGUGGCCCAGAUGCUACAGGUCUCUUCAGACAGGCUUCACGGUGCCAUCACACAGCGUGUGACAGAGACCAGUUAUGACCGGAUAUUUUCCCCUCUCUCUGUGGAAGGUUCCAUAGAUGCCAGAGACAGUAUCACCAAAGCACUUUAUUCUGUCCUGUUUGAUUGGCUCAUCCAGCAAACCAAUCUGUGUCUGAUGCCGGUGGAGAUGGAUAGCUCAGUGGGGAUUGUGGAUGUCUAUGGAUUCGAGGAUCUGGGCGUGAACAGUUUUGAGCAGCUUUGCAUCAACUAUGCCAAUGAACAGCUGCAGCAUUUCUUCAGCCAGGCUGUGCUUACACAGGAACAGGAAGAAUAUUCCCGGGAACAGAUUGAUUGGGCUUUCAUUCCGGUAUCUGAUCGACGGAAUUGUUUAGACCUUAUCAUGGCCAAACCACAUGGAAUUCUGCGCAUUCUGGAUGACCAAACCAACUUGCCUCAGGCAACAGAUCACACCUUCCUCCAGAAAUGCCACUACCAGCACAGCAACAAUCCCUGGUAUGUGAAACCCAAACUGCCUCUCCCAGUUUUUACAAUUAGACAUUAUGCUGGUCCAGUGACAUACCAGGUUCAUAAAUUCCUGGAUAAAAAUCAUGAUCAACUGAGACCAGAAGUGAUGGAACUGUUCAUGGACAGCAGGAAUAAGAUGAUCGCUGACCUAUUUAAGAGAGCACAGCAGAGUCUGUGUCAGCAGUACCGGAUUGGCUCGCGUUGUCGAGGACAUCGACACCAGUCACCAACCGUGGCCACCAAAUUUCGGCAAAGUCUCCUGGAUCUGAUCAGCAGACUGAAGAGGUGUAACCCAUUUUUCAUUCGAUGCAUUAAGCCCAACAUUAAAAAGAUCCCUGGCCAGUUUGAUGUAGAGUGUGUUGGUGCCCAACUCAGAUACUCUGGGAUCAUGGAGGCAGUCCACAUUCGAAAGGAAGGUUAUCCUGUCAGAAUUCUCCUGCCGGAUUUUAUCAGCAGGUACAGCAUUUUACAGAAGGGGAAUUGCUCAGAAAGUGAGUUCUGCUCUUCUAUCCUCGAGAAGGUCGCUGAGGGUACUCCGGGGCUUUAUCAACUUGGACUCACCAAGAAGAAGGAGGAUGUAAGUGCAGAAUUCGAGAAGAUGGACUGUGAGGUUCUAGAGCAAAUCGAUAUAAGGAAUGAGGAGGUGUUUUUGAAGAAUGAGCUUUUCAAUCAGUUAGAGCAUUGUUGGCGGAAGACCCAGAACUGGGCAGCUGUCACCAUUCAGAAAAACAUCCGUGGCUUCAUCAACAGGAAAAUCUUCCAGAUCUUCAAACAGAAGAUAGUCAUUAUUCAAUCUCAUAUCAGAGGACACCAGGCCAGGUCAACCUCCUCUGCACCAUCUAAUAGUGUGGCAUGUGUAAAAUAUUCCAUAGCUUUUGAGGCAGUAACUCUCACUUAUAGGAAUGAUAGGCUUCCUGUAGCUACACGCUUCUACGGCCUCAAAGAGUACCUUUAUCAACCAAAUCAACGAGUCUUGGCUCAAGUCAGCUCUAGUGGUCAACUCUGCAAAGAUGCAUAA
Messenger RNA from Rhincodon typus (whale shark), 2082 nucleotides. Its product is annotated as unconventional myosin-XV-like. Gene Ontology annotation, molecular function: ATP binding; cytoskeletal motor activity; protein binding. Bases 1 to 2082 code for a protein of 693 amino acids. The record is from RefSeq and is a predicted model, not a curated record. Gene Ontology annotation, cellular component: myosin complex. Lineage: Eukaryota; Metazoa; Chordata; Chondrichthyes; Orectolobiformes; Rhincodontidae. The transcript has 18 exons.